CAGACGCUGCUGGUCCUUCUUUGUGCAGAAGAGGCAGGAUGAGAUCUGCGUUGGACUUUGGGGUCCUGCUUGUGACGAUGGCCGACCUGGGGGGCUUCCCUCCCCAGGUGCACAGCGCGGGGCCAACAGAGCACUUCGUCUACCAGGGGAGGAACGUGUGCCGCUACACCCCCAACGGGACCCAGCUGGAGAUCCACAUGCUGACCACCGUGGUCUGGGGCCGGCAGGACUAUGUCCGCUUCGACAGCCGCCUCGGGGAGUUCCAGGCCGUCACGCCACUGGGAGAGCCCACAGCCCGAUACUGGAACAGCCUGAAGGACUUCCUGGAGAGCAAGCGGGACGAGGUGGACCGCUUCUGCCGGCACAACUACUAUAACGACAUCCCCUUCGUCCACGGCAGGAGUGUCCAGCCCCAGGUGACGAUCAUCCCCACAGACUACGACCCCUCCUCCCUCAACACUUUGCUGGUUUGCUCCGUCACCGACUUUUACCCCCCGGAGAUCGAAAUCAAGUGGCUGAGGAACGGGAAGGAGGAAGGCGAAAGCAAAGUGGCCACCACCGACCUGAUGAGGAACGGGGACUGGACCUACCAGAUCCACAUCAUGCUGGAAACGCACUUGGAGCGCGGAGACCUCUACGCCUGCCAGGUGGAGCACUCCAGCUUAAAUGGCACCGUCAUCACCGUGCAGUGGGACCCACAAUCUGAUUCUGCCAGGAACAAGAUGUGGACGGGAGUCGUGGGGAUCGUACUGGGGCUGGUCUUUUUCCUCCCUGGACUCGUCCUCUUCCUGAAGAAUAAGAAAGGCACAGACUCUACAGAGCAAGAAGGUCCUUCCAGUGCUGGGCAUUUUCCUUAGGAAUGGGGAGGCCGGGCUCCCCCCUCCCCUGCCCCGAUCCUGCCCCUGGAACUCUUUUUGUAGCCUGUGGGAGAAUUGCCCAUCUCUUGAGACUGUCAAGGAGGCUUCCUCAGCAGGAGCCAAUGAAGAGAAGGCUCUGCCAUGGAAUUCUAUCGCAAGAAUCUUCCCAAGAGCCCCCUGCUAACUGAGCAAAGAGGCCCCUUUGGAAAAUGGUGAUCCUCUUUACUGAGCAGGGGGAGAGCAACUGGCCCUAUCCAUCCCCAGCACAGCAUCCCUCCAGUGGCUGUUGCUGGAGUCUGUCAUCAGUUUCUUUUUUUAGAUUGUGAGCCCGUGGGGACAGCGGUGUAUAAAAAUAUCAACAGCU
Molecule: messenger RNA, 1221 nt
Organism: Hemicordylus capensis (graceful crag lizard)
Lineage: Eukaryota; Metazoa; Chordata; Lepidosauria; Squamata; Cordylidae
Product: H-2 class II histocompatibility antigen, E-S beta chain-like
Exons: 5
Coding region: 39-857 (272 amino acids)
Biological process (GO): immunoglobulin production involved in immunoglobulin-mediated immune response; antigen processing and presentation of exogenous peptide antigen via MHC class II; positive regulation of T cell activation
Cellular component (GO): MHC class II protein complex; membrane
Molecular function (GO): MHC class II protein complex binding
Source: RefSeq, a predicted model, not a curated record